This is a messenger RNA of Mesocricetus auratus (golden hamster), 7898 nucleotides long. It is a transcript of the gene Rims2, whose product is annotated as regulating synaptic membrane exocytosis 2. The transcript is spliced from 34 exons. Bases 129 to 5237 code for a protein of 1702 amino acids. Gene Ontology annotation, molecular function: transmembrane transporter binding; small GTPase binding. Gene Ontology annotation, cellular component: cytoskeleton of presynaptic active zone; presynaptic membrane. The record is from RefSeq and is a predicted model, not a curated record. NCBI's taxonomy places the organism in Eukaryota, Metazoa, Chordata, Mammalia, Rodentia, Cricetidae. Gene Ontology annotation, biological process: regulation of synaptic plasticity; regulation of membrane potential; calcium ion-regulated exocytosis of neurotransmitter.
CUUCCUUGGGGGAGGGGGGCCGUCGCCUGGGACUCAAGGCCAUCGAUUUGUAUGUGUUUGUCCCGGCGCCCGAGGCCGCCCGCCGAGCUGCCCCCCUGCUCGCCCAGGGCGGUUCGGCUCCAGCCAACAUGUCGGCUCCGCUCGGGCCCCGGGGCCGCCCGGCUCCCACCCCGGCGGCCUCUCAGCCGCCGCCUCCUCCGCCGCCGCCGCCGCCCGAGAUGCCGGACCUCAGCCACCUCACGGAGGAGGAGAGGAGGAUCAUCCUGGCCGUCAUGGAUCGCCAGCGGAAGGAGGAGGAGAAGGAGCAGUCGGUGCUCAAGGCCAAGGAGGAACACAAAUCACAGGCGGCGCAGUGGUUUCCCUUUAGUGGGAUCACUGAACUGGUAACUAACGUUCUUCAGCCCCAGCAAAAACAACAAAAUGCAAAGGAGGCCCAGACGAAGCUUCAUCAGCAGUUUGAAAUGUACAAGGAGCAGGUGAAGAAGAUGGGGGAGGAGUCUCAACAGCAGCAGGAGCAGAGGGGCGAUGCCCCGACCUGCGGGAUCUGCCACAAAACUAAGUUUGCUGACGGGUGUGGCCAUAACUGUUCCUAUUGCCAAACCAAGUUCUGCGCUCGCUGUGGAGGCCGAGUGUCGUUACGCUCAAACAAGGAGGACAAAGUGGUGAUGUGGGUGUGUAAUUUGUGCCGAAAACAACAAGAAAUCCUCACUAAGUCAGGAGCCUGGUUUUACAACAGUGGAUCUAAUACGCCACAGCAGCCUGGUCCCAAGGCUCCUCGAGGGCUUCGGAACGAGGAGGCCCCGCAGGAGAAGAAAGCAAAACUUCACGAGCAGAGCCAGUUCCAAGGACCCUCAGGUGACUUACCUGUCCCUUCAGUGGAGAAAGCUCGGCCCCACGGGCUCACGAGACAGGAAUCCAUUAAGAAUGGUUCCGGAAUGAAGCACCAGACUGCCGGUGACAUACCUCCAGACAGGAAAAGAAGUCCAUCAUUGUCCAGGGAUCAAAACCGCGCAUACGACCGGAGUGAAGAGAGAGAGGAGUAUUCGCAGUAUGUCCCUUCGGAUAGCACAAUGCCGAGGUCUCCGUCAGACUAUGCAGACCGACGGCCUCAGCGUGAGCCCCAGUUCUACGAAGAACCGGAGCACUUAAGUUACAGGGAUCCUAGCAGGAGAGGCCACAGACACUCCAAAGAGUAUAUGGUGGACGACGAGGACGCGGAGAGCAGGGAGGACUAUGAAAGGCAGAGGCGGGAGGAGGAGUACCAGGCCCGCUACCGGAGCGAUCCCAACUUGGCCCGGUACCCGGUCAAGCCGCAGCCCUACGAAGAGCAAAUGCGGAUCCACGCCGAGGUGUCCCGAGCGCGGCACGAGAGGAGGCACAGCGACGUGUCCUUGGCCAACGCCGAGCUGGAGGACUCCAGGCUUCCUCUGCUGAGGAUGGAGCGGCCAUCCCGGCAGAGGUCGGCGUCGGAGCGGAGGGCAGCGAUGGAGAGCCAGCGGUCCUACUCCAUGGAGAGAACUCGAGAGGCCCCGGGGCCAAGCCCGUACCCUCCCAGGGCCGCGGGUCACAGCCCCCCGACCCCGCGCAGGAGCCCCGUACCCGGGGACAGACUGGACGCCCGGCGCGCGGACCCCGUGCGCAAACAGCACCACUUAGACCCCGGCUCGGCCGUGCGCAAGAGCAAACGGGAGAAGAUGGAAACCAUGCUCAGGAACGACUCCCUGAGCUCCGACCAGUCCGAGUCCGUGAGGCCCCCGCCGCCGAAGCCUCACAAGUCCAAGAAAGGAGGUAAAAUGCGCCAGGUUUCCCUGAGCAGCUCCGAGGAGGAACUGGCGUCCACGCCCGAGUACACGAGUUGUGACGAUGUUGAGAUUGAGAGCGAGAGUGUCAGCGAGAAAGGGGGCAGUCAAAAGGGAAAAAGGAAAACUAGUGAGCAGGGAGUUCUGUCGGACUCUAACACCAGGUCUGAGAGACAAAAGAGAAGGAUGUACUUUGGUGGCCACUCUUUGGAAGAGGAUUUGGAAUGGUCUGAGCCUCAGAUUAAGGACUCUGGGGUAGACACGUGUAGUAGCACCACCCUUAACGAGGAGCAUAGCCAUAGUGAUAAGCAUCCUGUGACCUGGCAGCCAUGCAAAGAUGGAGAUCGCCUAAUUGGCCGUAUUUUAUUAAAUAAGCGUUUGAAAGAUGGGAGUGUGCCUCGAGAUUCAGGAGCAAUGCUGGGCUUGAAGGUGGUAGGAGGAAAGAUGACUGAAUCAGGCCGGCUCUGUGCGUUCAUUACCAAAGUAAAAAAAGGAAGUUUAGCCGACACCGUGGGACAUCUUAGACCAGGUGACGAAGUGUUGGAAUGGAAUGGAAGGCUAUUGCAAGGGGCCACAUUUGAGGAAGUUUACAACAUCAUUCUAGAGUCCAAACCUGAACCACAAGUCGAGCUUGUUGUUUCAAGGCCGAUUGGAGAUAUACCUAGGAUCCCCGAUAGCACUCACGCGCAACUGGAAUCCAGUUCUAGCUCCUUUGAAUCUCAGAAAAUGGACCGUCCGUCUAUAUCCGUUACCUCUCCCCUGAGUCCUGGGAUGCUGAGGGAUGUCCCGCAGUUCCUAUCCGGACAGCUUUCAAGCCAAAGCCUUAGUAGAAGAACAACGCCUUUUGUUCCUAGGGUUCAGAUCAAACUAUGGUUUGACAAGGUUGGUCACCAAUUGAUAGUUACAAUUUUGGGAGCAAAGGAUCUCCCUUCCCGGGAAGAUGGAAGGCCAAGGAAUCCAUAUGUUAAAAUUUACUUUCUUCCAGACAGAAGUGAUAAAAACAAGAGAAGAACAAAAACGGUAAAGAAAACAUUGGAACCCAAAUGGAACCAGACCUUCAUUUAUUCUCCUGUCCACCGAAGGGAAUUCCGGGAACGAAUGCUUGAAAUUACCCUUUGGGACCAAGCUAGAGUUCGAGAAGAAGAGAGUGAAUUUUUAGGAGAGAUUCUGAUAGAACUGGAAACGGCUCUGUUGGAUGAUGAGCUGCACUGGUACAAACUUCAGACCCACGAUGCCUCUUCAUUGCCGCUCCCUCACCCGUCCCCGUAUUUGCCUCGAAGGCAGCUCCACGGAGAGAGCCCCACACGCAGGUUACAGAAUAAAGCCUUAUGUGCAUAUAACUCAGGAUCAAAGAGAGUAAGUGACAGUGAGGUCUCUGACUAUGAUUGUGACGAUGGAGUUGGUGUGGUAUCAGAUUAUCGACACAACGGUCGAGACCUCCAAAGCUCCACAUUGUCAGUGCCAGAACAAGUAAUGUCCUCAAACCAUUGUUCGCCGUCAGGGUCUCCUCACCGGGUAGAUGUGAUAGGAAGGACGAGGUCAUGGUCACCGAGUGUCCCUCCUCCACAAAGGAAUGUGGAACAGGGGCUUCGAGGGACGCGUGCUCCUGGCCAUUACAAUACAAUUAGCCGGAUGGACAGACACCGGGUCAUGGAUGACCAUUACUCUCCAGACAGAGACAGUCACUGUGUCACUCUACCUCGCUCCAGAUACAGUCAGACCGCAGAGCACCAUCGCAGGCAUAGAAGGGAUUGUGAAGCAGCAGAUAGACAGCCAUAUCUCAGAUGCAGACCAACAGAACAGCGGCCUCUCCUAGAGCGGACCACCACCCGCUCCAGAUCCUCCGAGCGUGCUGACACAAGCCUCAUGAGGUCGAUGCCUUCAUUAAUGACUGGAAGAUCUGCCCCUCCUUCACCUGCCUUAUCGAGGUCUCACCCUCGAACCGGGUCUGUCCAGACAAGUCCGUCGAGUACUCCAGUAACAGGACGGAGGGGCCGGCAGCUGCCACAGCUUCCACCCAAGGGGACGCUGGAGAGAAAGGUUACAUGGGAAGACCAGCAGGGACCGCCGAUAGGUACAAUAAGUGAUGACAAACCAUUGCCGACACAGAAACUCCCAUCUCAGCCAGGUGCUAUGGAUGUAGAGGAGAGAAACCGCCAAAUGAAAAUUAACAAAUACAAACAGGUAGCCGGAUCAGAUCCCAGACUGGAGCAAGAUUACCAUUCGAAGUAUCCAUCAGGAUGGGAGCCACAUAGAGGGGCGGAUACCGCUUCCACUAAAUCCUCGGACAGUGAUGUAAGUGACGUAUCCGCGCUUUCAAGGACUAGUAGCGCUUCUCGUUUCAGCAGCACAAGCUACAUGUCCGUCCAGUCAGAGCGGCCGCGAGGAGACAGAAAAAUCAGUUUCAGCCCCCUUGUGCAAGACUGUGGAGCACAGGCGCCGGUUCAGCCCCCACUCAUUCCCUUGGGACCUGACAGCAAUGUCUUUACAUCCAAAAUGCAAAGCAGACAGAUGGGCGUGUCGGGCAAGAGCAUGGCCAAGAGCACGAGCGUCAGCGGAGACAUGUGCUCGCUGGAGAAGAACGACGGCAGCCAGUCGGACACGGCCGUGGGCACCCUGGGCACCAGCGGCAAGAAGCGGCGCUCCAGCAUUGGGGCCAAAAUGGUAGCUAUUGUUGGCCUCUCCCGGAAGAGUCGCAGUGCCUCUCAGCUCAGCCAAACCGAAGCCGGGGGUAAAAAACUGCGGAGCACUGUCCAGAGAAGCACCGAGACCGGCUUAGCGGUGGAGAUGAGGAACUGGAUGACGAGGCAGGCCAGCCGGGAGUCCACAGACGGCAGCAUGAACAGCUACAGCUCCGAAGGAAAUCUGAUUUUCCCUGGUGUCCGCCUGGCCUCCGAUAGCCAGUUCAGCGAUUUCCUUGAUGGCCUGGGCCCUGCUCAGCUAGUGGGACGCCAGACCCUGGCCACUCCUGCGAUGGGUGACAUCCAGGUGGGGAUGAUGGACAAAAAGGGGCAGCUGGAGGUGGAGAUCAUUCGGGCUCGCGGCCUCGUCGUGAAACCAGGUUCCAAGACACUGCCAGCACCGUACGUCAAGGUGUAUCUAUUAGACAACGGAGUCUGCAUAGCCAAAAAGAAAACCAAGGUGGCCAGGAAGACGCUGGAACCCCUGUAUCAGCAGCUCUUGUCCUUCGAGGAGAGCCCCCAGGGGAAGGUGUUACAGAUCAUUGUCUGGGGAGACUAUGGCCGCAUGGAUCACAAAUCCUUUAUGGGAGUGGCCCAGAUACUCUUAGACGAACUGGAGCUAUCCAAUAUGGUGAUUGGGUGGUUCAAACUCUUCCCCCCCUCCUCCCUAGUAGACCCAACCUUGGCACCUCUGACAAGAAGAGCUUCCCAGUCAUCUCUGGAAAGUUCUACGGGACCUUCUUACUCUCGUUCAUAGCAACUGUAAAACUGUUGUCACAGCAACCAGCGAUACAAAAACAGAAGAAAAAACGCACAGGUCAAAACCCCCGGUAACACUGCAUGUUUGAUGUCCUGUCUCCGGAGCCCACGUCUAGGGAUACAAAGCGAUCCUGUGUUCUCAGAGGAAGCCGUACGCAUUGUGCCCUAGCACAGGCAGAGCUGCUGUGCAGAGCCGUCUGUCAGGCUUGGAGUUCAGUGACACUCGAGUUCCGGUCCAAUCUGAAGCCAUGGAUUACUCUCAAAGAAUCAGUCAGCCCUUUUCAAUGGCACCUUUAUAUUUUUAUCGGUUUGGUGGGUUUUUUUUCUUCUCCAUUUAUCUGACCCCAAAGCCUGUUACCCCACAGAAGCUCUACGGCCCUGAGGCCACACUGCAGGCCAGGGAGCGAAGUCCUAGGAGGUAUCAGGAGAAAAGCCAGAGACCAAAGAAGUAGUCAGGGGCCCAGCCGGUCACUGCUGCCCCCUCCAGAGGGGGCCCAGCAGGGAGGUGUGGUAGGCGACUCCCGGGGAGCUCCAGGAGGCGUGUCAUCCACUAAUGGCCAUGAUGCAUCGGACUCUGAAAAAUCCAAAUUCUGUGACUGCACCGUACUGAAUGAGAUUAAAGAAACCUUUUCUGCAUGGACACAGAUUAGCUGAAUAUUUAAAUUAUUUUCUCGGGGCUGCAACUUGCAAAAAAAUAAUAAAAUAAAAUAAAAAUCAGCCAUUUUCAACAAUUUAUAUUAUUUUUAAAGAUAAAUUUCACUAGUGCAUGGUUUUAAAACGAGAGAGGAUGCAACAGGGUGGUAGGGAGACACACCAUGUUUAUUCUUUAAUCGCAGUCUGUGUUUUGGCAGACAUUACAAAUGAAAAUAUUUCUAGCAGGGACUUAAAAUCCUCUUUAUGUGACAAUAAGUAUAAUGUAUUCAAUUUAUUUCCAUGUUAAAUAUACGAUCUUACGAAGUUCGACACAUGCAAAUUUUUCUCAUCUUCCCUCCUCCAUCUCACCUGUCUUCCCAUUUUGAAUGUUCUCUUUCCUUUCUUCCCGAGUGAACCUUCUCCUAAAACACUACAAGUCUUUGACCUGACCCUCUGACGCCCCAUAUUUGAUUCAGAGCCCAGGCGCGUCUGAAUUUAUGGGUUUCUCAGUUCUGUUCCAGAGCUUUCUUUAUUUCAAGCAUGUUGGAAGGAUUUGGCAACAUGACUUGGGACACAAAGCAAGUCAGCACACAUGUGACCAAGAUGUUUGGACAACUGCAGGUCAUUGUACAGUGCAUGGUAAUUUUCUUUUUUCACCUUAAAAGUUGAGUUUACAGGAAGUCCUAAAAUCAUGCAGCAUUGUGAUUUCUAACAAAUUUGUUUUUAGCACCAGCAUUAUUCAUACAGGGGGUUAAGUAUUGUUUGUAGGUCUUCGGUUUUGUUUGUUUUUUAAUUUGUCAAAGGAAUUUCUUUAGCUGAUUUCCAUUUACUAUGUGAAUAGAAACACUGCUAAAUACAUGGGGCCCUGACACGCAGGGCUGUUUAUUAAUUCAUUUUUCUGUAGUAAAAUUCAAUUUUUCACAAAGUAUAUUUCUAAAGAAAUAUAGUAAGCAUACAUUUGCAACAGUUUUAAAGCUCCAAUUUUUAGGUGACUCGAAGAGAGUCAGUCUGCCUCUAAAUAGUUAUUUGAUGCCAUCACCAAAAGCCAACAUGCAAAUCCCUCAAGUCAAAGCCACACCUUUGGUUUAUGGGCAGUUUCAACCAUUGAGUGGUACCACAAGGCCCUAGUUUCUCUCCAGAUCCCUAACGAGAGGGGAUUGUCACUGGUCGAUGUAAUAAACCACCCAUCCUUUUUGUCUCUUACUGCGCUUUAACUGCACGCCCUCAGAGAUCGGUUUUAACUCCUCGCAGUAAUCUCUGAAAUCCAUCUACAUGCCAUUUGUUUCAAAGGAGGACAUGCGCACGAAAGUAUUCUCUUUGUUUCUCCUUUUGAGUCCAGUGCCGACCAUUGAAAACCGUCACGCUUGAUUUACGGUGCAAAAGUUAAAAAAAACCGAGCUAUCACUCAAAAUGCCUUCUCUUUCUGUGGUGCAACAUGAACUACACUAAGACCGUGUCUUGAUUUUCUGAGAGGACAGACCCAGGUGAAGUGAGAGAAAAGGGAUACAAUUGCCGUAUUGCCGUGAGGUAAAAUUGCCGUGAGGUAACGUAGACACCUGUGUACCAGCAGCGAUUUGGUUUAACAGACCCGCAGCGUCUUUGGUUCUCCCUUAAAACAGACAUUUGCCAUGUCCCCUGACACCAACAUGCAGUGGCAUCAUCUUUUCUGCAUAUAUUCCUAUACAAAUUAUUUCUAAUUUUAAUAAGAAGGACACGACUGUGGAAUAUUUGUACAUACCUCUCAUUAUGCAGUAUUUAUUUUAAAAGUUGUGUACUUUUUUUUCUCUAAUUUUCACACGUCUGCACCUCAACUUGUGGUUAUGUCAUGUAAAUAGCACUAUGCCAGUGACCGUUGCUGCCCUGUACAUAGAACGUUUUCAAGUAAAGAGAAUUCCAGUUAGGGGGAAAAAAACGGGGAUGGGGAGGGGAGGGGAGGGCAGAUUAGGCCUGUAACAAACACCGACUGAUGUAAAUCAAAUUCAUUCUGGUGAUGGUAUUUAACACUUUAAAUAAAACAUUUUCUUUA